Peromyscus californicus insignis is the source of this 5401-nucleotide messenger RNA. RefSeq names its product PRELI domain containing 2 (gene Prelid2). Bases 284 to 817 code for a protein of 177 amino acids. NCBI's taxonomy places the organism in Eukaryota, Metazoa, Chordata, Mammalia, Rodentia, Cricetidae. Gene Ontology annotation, biological process: phospholipid transport. Gene Ontology annotation, cellular component: mitochondrial intermembrane space. The transcript has 7 exons. Gene Ontology annotation, molecular function: phosphatidic acid transfer activity. The record is from RefSeq and is a predicted model, not a curated record.
GGGUUGCAGGGUAUAACCGGGUGGCUCAGAGGCAGGGCAGGCGUGGCCAGGGUGGGGACGUGGACUGAGCCUGGCUUCCCGGUCGCUGGGGUCUGGGGCGUCUCCGGUGAUAUCUUUAUAAGGCACAAGUGAAAGGGAACGCGGGUGUGACCUGUAGCCUUGUCUCCGAGGGGGACAAUAAAGUUUGAGAAGUUUGAAAAGGGGAGAGAAAGUGCACGCCCCUUUGGCUACAGGGUGUGGCCAGAGCUCGGCGGCGAGGCGCCUGGAGGAGGGUGCGCGCGACAUGGGGGUCACCGUGGACGUUCACCAGGUGUUCCAGUACCCCUUCGAGCAGGUGGUCGCCUGCUUCCUCCGAAAGUAUCCCAACCCCAUGGAUAAAAAUGUCAUCUCUGUAAAAACUGUGGAAGAAAAGAAAGAUGAAUCAACAGGACUCAUCUAUAGAAAGAGGAUUGCUAUCUGUCAGAAUGUGGUUCCAGAAAUUUUAAGAAAGGUGAGUAUUUUAAAGGUACCUAAUGUCCAGCUAGAAGAGGAAUCGUGGCUCAGUCUCCGGGAAAGGAACAUGGCUAUUCGGAGUCACUGUCUCACGUGGACACAGUAUGCAUCCAUGAGGGAAGAGUCUGUCUUCCGGGAAAGUGUGGAGAAUCCAAAUUGGACAGAGUUUAUUCAAAGAGGCAGAAUUUCGAUCACAGGGGCUGGAUUUCUCAACUGCAUAUUGGAAACUUUUGCUAGUACCUUUUUAAGACAUGGAGCCCAGAAGGGAAUUAGAAUAAUGGAGAUGCUGCUAAAGGAACAGUGUGGUGCCCCCUUCAUGGAAUAAAGAAUCAUCAAGGUUUGGGGGAGAUUAAUUGCUGGAUGGAAGCCCACUGUCAUUUGUGUGUAAGUAUGUGGUUAGUAGUCUGAUCUUUUGAAACUAAAGUUGUCCCUGUCAGUCAAAGAAAAAAAAAGUCUUUCUGGUCUUUAGGUUAGGAGCUUUUGGAGGGGAGUGGAUAGCUAGAAAUUCAAGAUAUAAAAAACAUGCUCAGGUGUGGGUUAUACAGAAGCUAUAAGAGAAACUGAAACAUUGUUCUCAAUACAUGGUCGUGAAUGGGUAUUUUUUCGAGAUUAAAAGCCCCUAUAAUGCUAGAAAGAAAAGAAUUUGAUGAAUGAAUGACCCCAGAGUACAGUUUAUCAUAAUGGAAAUGGAAUGUUGGAGAUUGUGAGGGAUGCCCCGCAGAGGCCAUACCUGUGGCUGAUUAGAUUUGUCUGGCUAUGAGGGAACCCUAUUGUCCGUUGUUUUCUUUUGCAAAUAGCAUUUCAGACACUCAGGCUCUGGCAGGAAGGUUUAAAAUGCUCAAUCAUGUCUUCCCUUUUGGUUUCCCCCACCUCACUCCAGGCAACACAUCCUUAGAGCCAGCAGAAGAGAGUUCAAGGCAGUUUCCUUCCUGGUGUCUUGCAGACUGGCUAUCUGCCUUUGGAAAAUUUGCAGUCACGUGAUAGGUGCCGGCUUACUGCAAUUUUUAAUUACAGUUUUAAAUUAGAUUAAACAUUACGGGUAAGAUUACAACUGGAGCCAGUGUAGCAUAGAGAAUAGUCUUUAUGUAUGAAGUCAGAAACUGGCCCAGUAACCUGUUCCUUUGGUGUUAAUUGUUCCGUCAAAUGGUAUAAGAAUGACUUCCCGGGAGAAAGGAGUGUUCACAAUGUUUUUAGGUUUAGCGAAGGGACAGGGUUUGUGGAGACAAAUUACAGGAGAGCAGAAGCAGGCAGACUGUUACCUUUCCCCUCUGAUAGUCUUCCUGUGGCCCAUGGCCGGUGAUUCUCAGAAUAGGACACCUGUUCCCUUAGAGACCUAGGACCAUCUCUGAGAUGUGUAUGAAGAAGCCCUUUGAGGCAUCUGCUCUUCUCAAAAUUUUAAUAUUAAAACAAACCCCUAACCUUGUAGAACAUAAAGCUGCAAUGAAUUACAGAUUUUAAAGCCCACAGCCACUGGCAAGAUCCUCCAACAAGGCCACCCCUCCUAGUCCAACCAGUUCCCCCCACUGGGGACCAUGCAUUCAAACACCUGAGCCUAUGGGGGCCAUUCUCAUUCAAACCACCCCACGGUAUAAUUAGUCUCGAAGGUGUGAAAACCCGAAGAAGAGGGAAAUUUAAUGAAACAGUAUUUUGAUUCCUGGCUCUUGUAAUUAUAGUGGUAGAGCUGGCUCUGCCUCCAUGAAGCUCUUCACUUUCCAGAUAACAGACCUCCCAUCUGGUGUGUUCUCCCAAGUACAUUUUACCUGUCUUCUGAGUGAACUGCAUGGAAGCUGCUGGCAGGAAUACCCAGCCUCCCUGUUUAUUUGAACAAUGCAUACAUGUAUGGGAAGUAUAAAACGUCAGUAGUGCCCGAGCUUCUCUGUUGAAACAGUGUCUCCUGUUGAGAUUUGAAUUUCCAUUUUUAAAAGUCAAAUUUGAAAAGUAAAUUUUGUAAUAGAUUAGGAAUCUUUGCAUCUGGUUGGAUCCAAAUGUCCCUUGAGAAGUGGCUAUGGACCAAAUUCUUUAGUUAACUCUGCAUGUCAUGGUGGAUGAGACGGAAGACCCAGGACCAGAUGCUGAGCUCAAAUCCUGGAAAUGUCAUGUGCUUGCUGUGUUGUUGGAGUUCUUGGAAGCUUGGUAUUUCUGUUUGAGAAGAUUUCAAAUGAUCAAUUUCGUUUACUUCAUGGUUGGAGGGCAAAUCCAGGGUUUUAUUGCAUGUUGAGGGAGUUGUGGCCGUUUUCAAGAUGGAUGGGUCCACGUCAUCUGCAUUUUCCUCUUGUUUCUUGGGGUGCUCGUCUGGUGCUUUUCUGGUCAUUAGCCAUAGUCCCCUUUAUUCCUGAAGCGUGUCUUGGUAGAUAUUGGUCAAUUUCAUAUUCCAUUGAUCUCUCAAAGCACCAGCUCUGCUUCAUUUUUUCUACUGCUAUUUUUUUUUUAGACUUCAUAUGUUUGUUUUAUAUAUGCUGUUCAUGGGUUACAGUUGUUCUACCGCUGACUUUGUGUGUGUGUGUGUGUGUGUGUGUGUGUGUGUGAGAGAGAGACAAGAGAGAGAGAGAGAGAGAGAGAGAGAGAGAGAGAGAGAGAGAGUAUUCACCCAUGGACGUGUACAGUCCAGAGGUCAAUGUCUAAUUCUUCCUCCAUCAUUGUUUACCUAAUUUUGUUUUUUGAAGGAGUUUCUCACUGAACCCAGAGUUCUCCAUUUCAACCAGACUGGCCAGCUGGAGCACUCCGGAGAGUCUACCCCCUUCCCUCCCCCAGCUGUGGCGUGUUUGCAGACACGUGCUACCAUGUCUGACUUGUGUGUGGAUGCUAAGGAUCCACACUCGGCUUCUCUCUCACGUACCGAAAGCACUUUCCCCACUGAGCCAUUUCUCCAGUUCUGUCCAUGACUUUUUCUAAUCCGACGUCUUCCAGCCUCUUCCUCUGGGGAAGUCCUACCUUUCAGGUCUCAGUAUGGAGCGGCUUCUUCUGGGACACUCUCCGAGCCUGUGGAAGGGACUGGGUCCCUGUCACACCUUUGUCAGUCCCAGUCUAUAAGUGAAGGAGCCAGAGUUGGUGAAUUUAGUCUUUCCUUCAACGCUUUCUUUUGUUUCCUUAUCUCCCUCUUCUUUGAUUCUCUUUUCCCUUUUUCCAUUUUCUUUUCUUUUUUCUUUUUGGUACUAAUUCUAGAAAAAAGGCUUCAAUUAACUGCUUAUAUAUGUCUUUGGGUUCGAGUCUCUUAUCAGUUUCUGCAGGAAAUCACAGCCAGGCCUAACACCAACUGAAGUCUCCAGGAAGAAGAUGGGGCCCCACAACAACAAUUCCACGUGGACAAUAAUAAUAUCACUAAGCUGACAAAGAAAAAGACAAUUACUAGUUUUAAAUACUUUACAUUGGAUUGGAUUGUACAAAUUAUGUAUAUUGAAAUUGAUAUUGUUAGAAAAUGCUAUAUGUAUAUUUCUAAUUGUACUUAUACCAUUCAUUUAACAAUGUAAUGCAAUUUUCUGAUCCUUGAAUGUUAUUAUUACCAACUAUUAGGUUAUAAAGAAAUGAAAGUUAGUAGUUAGACAUUAUAAUAGAACUUGUAGUAAUAUUAGUAUGUUUUCAAAAUUGAGUAGAUCUAUUUUAGAUAGACAGGUCAUCUUCAAACCCUUCAGAGAUCUACAGAAUUUGGCAUUUGGUUAUUUAAUUGCUCUGAGUAGGGGUUUCCUCUACUACUGCAGGAAAGGUUUGAAGUGGAUUUGCUGUGGGGCCCUGCCUGAGGCCUCUCUGGGAUUUUCCGAAGCCUGAAGCAAAGGAUUACCUUGCCUGUCCCUUGUUGAUCUACAUUCAUUGGUCCAGUGUUUUCCCUUACCACACCUUCUGCAUACUCCAGAAGGAAGGGGCAUUCUGUUGCCAGUGUUCCUUGAAGAAACAUUGUUUCUAGGAAUGACCUGUUUACAGUCCCUUUUCAAAUGUCCUUGCUUUCCACAUCCAAAACAUCUAACAUUCCUCAAACCUUUUGAAAUUGCUUUUCCUACCAACAUAUCAUCUUGGUCAUGAGACUCAACAUUAAGUGUGUCUCUAAUCCAAUCUUCCAAGGGUGCAGAUCUUGCCUUUAAUGGCCUGAUUAUUCUUUUGCAUGCUGCAUUCGCAUUCUCAAAGGCCAAAGAUUCAAUUAUUAUCUGACUAGCUUCUGAAUCUGGGACCAUUCUCUUUACUGCUGAAGCCAGUCUUAGUAAAAAAAAUCUGUGAAAGAUUCUUUUGGGCCCUGUAUAACCUUUGUAAAUGACUCAGUUUUCUUUCCUGGUUCCUCAACUCUGUCCCAUACAUUCAAGGCUGCCAUUCAACAUAGAAUUAAGGUUUGUAUAUCAUAUAAACAUUGUGUUUGUACUGCAGCAUAUUGGCCUUCUCCAACAAACUGAUCCUGGGAGACUUGUAUUCCUUUAUCCUUCCAUUGUUUUUCUAUGUUUUUGCCUCUUCCUUGAACCACAUUUGCCACUGGAGCCGUUGACCAGGUUCCAGAACAGCCUGUGCCAGCUCCUGCCAGUCCUGUGGUAUAAUCCUAUUAUAUGUUGACCAGAUGUUUAACAUUUGCUUUACAUAUGGGGAAUGCAUGCCAUAAGAUACUAUUGCCUCCUUAAACCUUCGUAAAUCUAACAUUUCAAUUGGAGCCCAAAUAUUUUGUAUAUUCACUUGAUCAGGUAACUGCUGUACGGUUACCGGAUAAAUUAAGGGUGAUUGUGUGAAAACAGGCUUUCUUUCUGUAACCUUAUGAUCCAAUCUUGAAACAACUUCACUGUUAAUUCCUUCGGUCUGAAUUUGAAUUUCUCUAUAAUUCAUUUUAACAGGUUCAACAGGUUUUUCUAAAACUCUUAUCCUGGCACUUAAAUUGACUAUCUUUUUAAAUAGUAAAAUGAGGAUAAGAAAAGUAAUAAAGUGCGUAAUUCGAUCAAUA